This is a messenger RNA of Geodia barretti, 1710 nucleotides long. The record is from the annotation of a GenBank genome assembly. Lineage: Eukaryota; Metazoa; Porifera; Demospongiae; Tetractinellida; Geodiidae.
AUGGUGAAGAUCGCACGCGAGACCUAUGCCCGCUACUACGGGCCGACCAAGGGCGACAAGAUCAGGCUCGGCGAUACCUCGCUGAUCGGCGAGAUCGAGCACGACCACACCACCUACGGCGACGAGUGCUGGACCGGCGCCGGCCGCGUGAUGCGGGACGGCAUGUCCUACGACGCCCAUACCUCCGCAGCCGACGGCGCCAUCGACAUGCUGGUCGAGAACGCGACCGUCAUCGACCCCGUGCUCGGCCUCGUGAAGGCCGACAUCGGCAUCAAGGACGGCAAGAUCGCGGGCGUCGGCAAGGCCGGCAACCCCAACACGCAGGACGGGGUGGAUUCCAACCUGGUCUGCGGCCCCAACACCACCUACUACCCGGCCAGCGGUCUGAUCGUGACGCCGGGCGGUAUCGACGUCCACGUCCACUGGUUGUCGGCGGACCAGUGCAACCACGCGCUGGCGAGCGGGCUCACCACCAUGAUCGGCGGCACCAUGGGACCGCUCUUCGCCAUCGACUGCGGCGGCCCCUGGAACACCUACCGGAUGCUGGAGGCAUCGGAAGCGUGGCCGAUCAAUUUCGGCUUCUUCGGCCGCGGCUCGUCCCACGAUCCGGCGACCAUCGUCGAGCAUCUCGACGGCGCCAUCAUCGGCGUCAAGAUCCACGAGGACUACGGCGCCAUGCCGGCCACCAUCGAUGCCUGCCUGCGCGCCUCCGCCGAGUACGACUUCCCGGUCCAGAUCCACACGGACACGCUGAACGAGUCCGGCUUCUACGAAGACACCAUGGCGGCCAUCGCAGGCCGCACCAUCCACAUGUAUCACACGGAAGGCUCCGGCGGCGGCCACGCGCCGGACAUCAUCCGCUGCAACGGCGAGUCCCACUGCCUGCCGUCGUCGACCAACCCGACCAACCCCUACACGGUCAACGUCUUCGACGAGCAGCUCGACAUGACCAUGGCCUGCCACCUGCUGCGCUACGACCUGCCGGAGGAUGUGGCCUUUGCCGAGAGCCGGGUGCGCCACGGCACCAUCGCGGCCGAGGACGUGCUGCACGACAUCGGCGCCGUCUCGAUGUUCGGCUCUGACAGCCAGGGCAUGGGGCGGAUCAACGAGGUCAUCACGCGCUGCUGGCAGCUUGCGAGCAAGAUGCGCGACCAGCGCGGGCGGCUUCCCGAAGAGACCACCGCUGACGCCGACAACGAGCGCAUCAAGCGCUAUAUCGCGAAAUACACCAUCAACCCGGCGAUCGCCUUCGGCGUCGACCAAUACGUGGGCUCGCUCGAGCCCGGCAAGAUGGCCGAUCUCGUCACCUGGAAGCCCGCCUUCUUCGGCAUCAAGCCCUUCGGCGUCAUCAAGGGCGGCUUCGUCGCCUGGGGCCAGAGCGGCGAUCCCUCCGGCAGCUACUUCCAGACCGAGCCGGUCAUCAUGCGGCCCCAGUUCGGCCAUCACGGACGCGCGCCGGCGACGCUGAGCGCCGUCUUCGCGCAUCGGCGCGCGCUCGAUAUCGACGUGCCCGGCCGCAUCGGCCUCAGAAAGCCGAUCCUGCCGAUCGGGAGCUUCACCAAGCUCACCAAGAAGGACAUGCUGCACAACGACGCCUGCCCCGACAUCCGCGUCGACUCCCAGACCUUCGAGGUCUUCGUCGACGGGACGCUGGCGGCCUGCGAGCCGAUCGACAAGAUCACCCUCGGCCAGAACUACCUGCUGCGCUGA